Molecule: messenger RNA, 7671 nt
Organism: Hypomesus transpacificus
Lineage: Eukaryota; Metazoa; Chordata; Actinopteri; Osmeriformes; Osmeridae
Exons: 3
Coding region: 142-7671 (2509 amino acids)
Biological process (GO): DNA repair; telomere maintenance
Molecular function (GO): ATP hydrolysis activity; DNA helicase activity
Source: RefSeq, a predicted model, not a curated record
AUCGUUCUAAUGCACGAUUUUGAGCUUCAGCCCUCCACCUUCAGGACCCAAACAAGAAGACUUAUUUCAUCUUUGAAGACCUGAAGACAACUAACGUUACUACUGCAGCCCUUUUCAUUUUCCUUGUUGCACUAUUUGACCAUGCCACGUUCCAGCAAACGUUCUACAGCGGCCAAGAAGAACUGGGCUGGUUCAGAUGACCACGGGUCCACUUUCGAGAUGCCGAGGAAGAACAGGCGGAAAGGGCGCAAUAAGGCUGCUGAUGCUGCUGCAUGCAGCGCCUUGUCUGAUGUUUCUCUAUCCACUGAUCCCCACUCUAACCCUUGUGAUAUCCCAUCUUCCUCUUCAUCCCCCAUCCCGCGCUUCACCUACUCUAAUUUUCCUCCUCUUCCGACGUCUCAGUCAUCUGUCUUUAGGCCCUGUGAUUCUCUUUCACAGUCUGUGCCUCUGUCGAGAUGUGAGACAGAGACCUCACAUUCUCAUUCACAGGCCAGUGAUACCCAAACUGUUCCUCUUAAAUCUCCAAGGUGUGCUCCACUACCAUGCCGUUCUGAUGGUGACUCUUGCCAUGUAAUAAACUUUGAACAAAUACCUAAACAAAUACCUGAGCAAAUGCCUGAACAAAUCUCUGAACACAACUCUGAACACAACUCUGAACUGAACCUUAAAAAUCUUGAACUAAUAACCUCUGACAACAUUGAGUCUGAAAUAACCCCUGACAACAAAAAGUCUGAUCUGAAGCCUGAACAAAACUCUGAACUUAACUUUGAGAAUCAUGAACUGAUACAUUCUGCUGUGUUACAGAGCACCAUGUAUCCAAGCUGUAAUAACAGGUUUCUACAAGGAUCUUUCCAUCAAGGACAUGUGAUGUUUGGAGCAAAUGCAGGUGUACAAUGUCUGACAAACAGUUUAACAGCAAUUUUGAUGAAUGAAUUAAAAGAUGUGUGCACAUGGCAAUGUAUUGAUGUUGAUAAUAUUCUUGUGAAUGGAAACAAGCUUUACACAUCAGUGCAAAACUGCAAUCAGGUAAAUGAUACUCAUCUUUUGGUAAGUGAUUUGCCAACGUCUCUUGUGCUUCAUCAUGUUGAUUUUACAAUUAAUCUUGGACAAGCAUUUAGUGGCAUAGUAGGAGUACAUGACUAUGAUCCAGAGUUGGCAGAUAUGUCAAUAAGCCUUUAUGAAGCACUCCAGAGAGUAUUACUAGGAGAUCACAGCUGUUUUUUGACAAUGAAUAAAAGUACUUGUGCCAUUAUUAAACACACCAAUGGUUACGCAGUGUUUGAUUCCCACGCACGCAGCUAUGACGGCCUUGUUCAUUCAACAGGAAAAAGUGUUGUGUGUUUCUUUCAAACAUUUGAGGAUAUGUACAGUCAGCACAUUAACAGGCUUGCAAGUUCAAUGAAUGCCUUUGGAAAACCUUUUGAAGUUUCUGGAAUCACCGUUACAAUGAGAUGUAAAGACGGACCCAAUGUAAAAACUAAACCAGUACACAGGUGUAGUAGACAGAAAUGUAAAGUCAAUGCCUUGAAACCACAUGUAACAACAGAGGCUUUUGUUGAUGUAAAUAUUCAUGUUCCCGAGAGCACUUGUGAAACAAAAACAGAGUGUGGUCAUGCAUUGCCAUCACAAAAUGAGAAUGUAUUGUGUGAAAACCAAAGGCCAGAAACAGAAAAUAUGCGAGCAGACACAAAAAAAAAAAGUGACUUGCAUGAAACAACUGGGGACAAUGUUGAUAAACUGAGUAAAAAUACUGAGGAUGUUGUUGUUGGUGAUGUGACACUGUCAGAAUGGACGUUUUCUCCAUUAACAUUUAUCAAUCAAACUGCAUUAUGUUCACAGUUAGAUUUGCAGAAUGUUAAUGAUAACCAUGAUUCAACCAUAAUUCAACAACCUACAGUAUUAAGUUGUCCAUGUGAAUCAAAGGCUAUCAGAAAAGAUGGAAACUGCUUGUUCCGGUCACUGGCUAUGGCAAUUUGCGGCAAUCAAAGCCCACACAUGAAAAUACGAAAACAAGUGGUAAGACACUUAAUGAAAAAUGAGAAAACAUUUCAAAGGUUUCUGAGAACUCAAUACACCUCUGUAGAACACUACAUAAAGUAUUCACGAAUGAUGUAUGCAAACACUUGGGGCACUGAAUUGGAAAUUAUAAGUGCAGCAGAUCUGUUCCAUACGGACAUUUACACAUUUAAUUCUGAUCGCUGGAACAUCUACAAAAGUCUUUCAAGAAGAAGUGACGAUGCCAUAUAUUUGAACAAUGUCAAUGGAAAUCAUUACGAAUUGGUAACAUGUGUAAGAGAUACACAUUGUGAAGGUGGAUGUGCAUCAUUGUGCCAAGCAAAAAAAGUUAUGCCAAAAUGUAAUGUAAAUUUGAGGAAAAGGUUAUCAACAACUGGUAAAAUGCAACAAUGCCAAGAUAAACUUGCCAUUAAGAAGCAAAAAUAUCAGAAUGAUUUUCAAUUUCGCCAAAAUUGCAUUAUGUUGCAACAGAAAUUAUAUGUGACAGAUGAUCAAUACAGAAAAACAAAAUUGCUGUCCAGCCGAGAUAAGUACAGAACAGAUGCACACUAUCAAACUAUAGUAAAAGAAUAUAGUAAAAUAAAAUACCGAAGUGAUGAUCUUUUUCAAAGUAAGGUGAAAGAAUACAGUAACAUAAAAUACCGUACCGAUGAUUACUUUCAAACCAGGGUGAAAAACUACAAUAAAAUAAAAUAUCGAAUUGAUAUUGACUUUCAAACUAAAGUCAAAGCAUUUAGCAAAAAUAAAUACAAGUCUGAGAUUGACUUUCAAAGUAGUGUUAAAAAACAAAGCAUGCAAACAUAUUUUGAUAAGAAAAAUCUGACAUAUUCCAUGGAUUUUGUCAUUGAAUCUUUUAGAAAAAAUGUCCAAGAAGGCCCUGGAUGUGUUUGCUCAGUUUGUCAUCGCCAGCUUUUUCGAAAGCAAGUCAUUGAAUGUAAACAUGAUAAGUACACAACCAGUCCAACUGUAGUUGCUUUGGCUAAAAAGUGCAUUACAGAAACAUAUUUACAGACAUGUAAUAAAGAAUGCGAUGAUAACUGCACUGCACAUAUUCAAUCAUCUAAGUUGUGGAUAUGUCACACAUGUCACCGUAAAAUAUGUGCUGGUAGAAUGCCUGAACAAAGUGUAGCCAAUAAUUUGCAUUUGAAAGCCAUUCCUUCUCAGCUACAGUGCUUAAAUUCCCUUGAGCAACACUUAAUAGCGAAACAUAUUCCUUUUAUGAAAUUGUUGGCAUUACCAAAGGGUGGACAAAAUGGUUGUCAUGGACCUGUCGUGUGUGUUCCAUCUAAUGUCAAUCAAGUAACAAACAUGCUUCCAAGAAAUGAUGGAAAUGAUUUAAUGUUACGAAUUAAACUGAAACGCAAAUUAACAUACAAGGGGCAUUAUGAAUAUAAACAUGUACAUACAAACCAUGUCUACAAUGCCUUAGAGUACUUAAAGUUAAAUAACAAAUGGUAUCAUGACAUUAGCAUCAAUAAAGAAUGGGUUAACCCUCUGGACAAAAUUGACGAUGUGCAAGUCAGUGAUCAACAAAAUGUCACACUCCAAAGUGCAGAAAAUCCUGAUCAUACACAUAUGGAAAUUUGCAAUAAUAAUAACACAACAUCUCAAGUUGACGCAACUCUUGGAGAUGUAAAUAAAAACAGUGAAAUAUGUAUUACUGCUGUGCCAAUAGAAAUGGUUAGUGAACCAAUGCAAACAACAAGCGUUGCUAAUAAAAGAAAAAAGAAAACAACAAUGGAAAAUGACUCAGAAAGUGACGAUCCUGAAGAAGAGUUGACAUACACUGAACAAACACAUGGAAUGUUUCUAGACACAUGUUUACAACCAGUAGAUAUUGCUCAAGAAGUUUUGGAUCAACAUUUUGACUCUGUGUUAUCGGUUGCGCCUGCUGAGAAUAAUCAUCCCAUUAAACUGUUGGAAGAUGCUACUAAUGAAGGUAAAUGUUUUCCUAUGUUAUAUCCAACUGGAGCUCCUACUUUUCAUGACCCUCGCAAAGAAAAACUAACCCUGGCAAAAUAUUUAAACACGCGUCUACUAAAUGCUGAUGGCCGAUUUGCUAAAAACACAGACUUUAUAUUCUAUGCGCAGUACAUAUCAGAGGUGCAACAAGUUUUGUCAAAUGUUUCAAUUGCCAUGCGCAAAGGUUCAGGCACUGAAUUGCCAGACAAAGAGCAACCCAAUUUUCUAACUGAUGCAGAAUCUUUAAAACGAGUGUUAAAAAAUGACGAAGGUUACAAGUUUUUACGACCUAUACGGGGAACACCCCCCUUUUGGCAAUCUGCACAAAAAGAUCUGUUUGCUAUGAUACGACAACUAGGAAUUCCCACAUGGUUCUGUUCAUUUUCCUCAGCUGACAUGCGCUGGCCUGAAAUGAUAACAACACUGAGUCAUGAACAAAAUAAAACUGUGCCUAUAGAUGAACUGACUUGGUCAGAGAAAUGUGCCUUGUUGAAACAAAACCCAGUUACAGCUGCAAGAAUGUUUGACCACAGAUGGCACAGUUUCUUGAAAGAUGUUAUUAUGUCUCCAGCUGCUCCUAUUGGCAAAAUAUCAGACUACUUUUACCGUGUAGAAUUUCAAAACAGAGGCUCCCCUCAUUGUCAUUGCUUGUUCUGGGUGGAAUCAGCCCCUCAAAUUGACAAAGACCCUGAUGAUAAGGUUGUAGACUUUAUUGACAAAUACGUAUCUUGUGAACUGCCAUCAUCUGACGAUGAAGAAAUGUGUGAGAUUGUCAACACAGUGCAAAAGCAUAGCACUAAGCACUCAAAAACCUGUAGGAAAAAGAAAACUGAAUGUCGGUUUAACUUCCCACGACCCCCAUCUUGUCGAACAUUUAUUGAUCGUAUAGUCAAACCUGCACAAAAUCCAUGCAAUACAGAACAAUCACAUCAACCAAUGACUGAGGAACAUGAAUUGAGAAAACUGAUGACACCAGACAUGGCUGAAAAGAUUUUGAAAAUGGUCAGAACAACUUUACUAAUUAGUGACCAAACAUUUGAAUCGACAGAGGAACUCUUUGAAAGCAUCGGAAUUUCACAAUUGCUUUUUGAAAUAGCAAAUUCACAACUAACCAAUAAAACCAACGUUGUUUUAAAAAGAAAUCCCAGUGACAUUUGGAUUAACCAAUUUAACAAAGACUUGUUACGAGCUUGGAAUGCCAAUAUGGAUAUUCAGUACAUUGUCGAUGCAUAUUCUUGUGUAGUGUACAUUAUUUCAUAUAUAUCCAAAGCAGAGAGAGAAAUGGGAUUGUUACUAGAUUGUGCACAGAAAGAAGGAACUAAAGGCAAUCUGGAUGCCAAAGCUGCAUUCAAAUCACUUGGCAGUGUUUACCUUCAUAAUAGAGAAGUGUCUGCACAAGAAGCAGUAUAUAGACUGACUGGAAUGCAUUUAAAGGAAUGCUCACGUAAAGUAACUUUCAUACCAACAGGGGAUUACCCUAUGCGCAUGAGUUUACCUUUGAGUGUAUUGCGAGACAGAAAACUAAAUGACAACAAUGAACAAAACACUAUAUGGAUGACAAGUGUAAUAGACAGGUAUCAACAUAGACCACAAUCACCACCGUUCCAAAAUAUGUGCCUUGCCACGUUUUGCUCAGAAUAUCGAGCCUUGAGUCAAAGUGAAGUCCCAGCUAAUCCAAGCGAAUCUGUUGUUCAACUUCAGGACAAAUAUGGUUACAUUAAAAAAAGGUCGCGCACAGAACCAGCUGUUAUUAGAUAUGCAAGACUGUCACCCACAAAAGACCCAGAAAAAUACCAUCAUAGCCAGCUCCAAUUGUUUUUGCCCCACUAUGAAGACUAUCAAUUGAAACCACAUCCUUUUGUUUCAUUCGAAGAGUUUUACAAUGUUGGAAUUGUACGUGAUUUCAGUGAUAACAUAGACACAGUUAAAGAAAUUAUUGAGAAUAAUAGGUCUUUGUAUGAACAAAAUUCUGACAAACUAGAUGAUGCUCAACUUGUCAUGGAACAACAAGGUGAUUUGGAUGAUGCAUGGGCACAGAUUUGUCCGCAAUCAGAAAUGGAACGGCUUCAGUGUUUACAAUCACAGGACAUAAUUCAUGAUGAAAAUGAUUUACAGCCCAUUUCUGAAAAUAUUCCAGACUUGACAGAAACUUUGCCUAUGACGGGUAACAUAGAAGUUAGAAAAACAUUUAUGACUAAAGAAGCAGCAUGGGACAUAAUGAGAUCUCUAAAUGAUGAGCAAGCGCGCAUAUUUUACAAACUACGUCAGUGGAGUUUAGAAACAGUAUGGGGACAAAAACCACAACCAAUACACCUUUUUGUCACUGGUGGAGCAGGUACUGGAAAAAGCCAUUUGAUAAAAGCCAUACAUUAUGAGUUGUCACGAAUUCUAGCACAAGUAUGUCCAAACCCUGAUGACACUACAGUCCUAUUAACAGCUCCUACAGGCGUUGCCGCGUAUAACAUUAAUGCUGCUACAAUACACAAUACUUUUUGUAUUGGCACAGAUGUGCGAUUACCUUACCAACCGUUAGGUGAGGAAAAGAUCAACUCUUUACGAGCAAAACUUUCCAAUUUACAAUUAUUGAUCAUUGAUGAAAUAUCAAUGGUAGACACCAGACUGUUUGCAUACAUUCACGGAAGACUAAGACAAAUCAAACAGUGCGGAGAUCAUUCUUUGUUUGGAAAAGUUAGCAUUGUUGCUGUUGGAGAUUUUUACCAGUUACCACCUGUGAAAGGAAAACCUCUGUACAGUGAUCAGCCAGGACUAAACAUUUGGAACAGUCACUUUGAAAUUGCAAAUUUGACUCAAGUUGUGAGACAAAAAGAUUCUACUUUUGCUGAGCUGCUGAAUCGCAUUCGUGUCCAUGAAAAAUCAACUCCUAUGUUGCCUGCAGACGUUGAGAUAUUGAAACAAUGCGAAACAGGAGAAGUCUUGAAUGUAUUGCACAUUUUUGCAACAAAUAAACAAGUUUGCUGUUAUAACUCUGAAAUGCUCAAUUCAAUUUGCCCAAAUGCCAUAAUUAUUGAAGCACAAGACUUUGACCGGAAUCCAAAAACAGGACGUAUGGAAAGAAAGAAUGGCCACCACAGGAAAGUUUUUAAUUCCUGUCUUAAGCCAAGUGUCAAUAUGGGAAUACAAGCUCGCAUCAUGCUGACAAAAAACAUUGAUGUUUUAGAUGGACUUGUUAAUGGUGCUUUCGGGACAGUUUUCCAAAUCGUGUUUGAUACAGACAAAUACUUUCCCUCUGUAAUACAUGUUGAAUUUGAUGAUGGCAAAAUUGGACAACUGCAAAGAGCUAAAAUAACUACACCAAAUAAUACUCAUCGAAACAUCACAAUCAUUAAACCCGUUGAAGACAGAGUCUCAAACAAUGGUGGAAUACGGCGGCAGUACCCAUUACAAUUAGCCUGGGCUUGUACCGUACACAAAGUUCAAGGUUUAACAGUUAACAGUGCAGUGGUAAACUUGAAAAAAGUAUUUUCACCAGGACAAGCUUACGUUGCUUUAAGUCGUGUCUCUUCUCUGUCAGGCUUAGUAAUUGAAGACUUGAAAGAGUCAAAGAUUUAUUGCAACAGUAAUAUCAAAGAUGUUCUUGCAACAAUGCCAACAUUCAUCUCCAAAAACUCACCUUCAACCACUCCAUUAUUCACAAUUGCUUUUCAUAACAUUCAGUCUCAAUGCACAUUUUAA